AUGGCACCAACAAGCAGCCACUACCGGUGUGCCUCUGACCAAGACCUUCCUGUCCUCGGAGUCAUCACAGCUCCGACUACGCUGGCUAAGGACGACAAACCCAAACAACAAAAGUUCGUCGUCACCCGUCUGCAGCUGAACCUCCUCGGUCGAGAAUCAUGCAGAAGCCUAGGUCUAUCCCUGGACCAGCUCCUUUACAACAAAGUCAACAAGGUCUUCCAGGACAUCAAGCCUGAUACUUCCCUGCAGAGCUCCUGCCAUCAACUAUGUCAGGAGUUCCCAGACUUGCUCAAGAAAGAGCUGGGGACACUCAAGGACUUCGAGCUGGAGGUCCAAUUCAAGCCAGACGUCCAGUCAGUUUUUCACAAGCCUCGUCCAGUCCCUACUGCAGUACAGGAAGACCUGGAUAGUGCCAUUAAAGCCGGCAUCAACAGAGGUAUCUGGGAGCCAGUCCAGUUCAACUCAUAUGGUACGCCAGUGGUACCUAUCAAGAAGAAGUCUCCACAAGGUCAGAGCAGUAUCAGAGUCUGCGGUGACUACUCUGUCACUGUGAACCAGCAACUGGAGACACAUCGUCACCCGAUGCCACAGCCGGAGGAUCUCAUGCGGAGACUGGGUCGAGGCCACUGUUUCACGAAGAUUGACCUCGCUGACGCAUACAAUCAGAUCUGCCUUGGCCCAGAGUCGCAGAAUAAGCUUGCACUCAGCACUCACAAAGGCGUCCUGCUACAGAAACGCCUGCCGUUUGGAAUAACCUCUGCUCUCGGUUAUUUCCAAGAAAUCAUGGACCAUUUAACUCAAGACCUGCCUGGUGUUGCCGUCUACCUGGACGACAUCCUUGUCAGCGGUAACAAUGCGGCGGAACACCUGCAGAACCUCCGAGGCCUGCUCCAGCGUCUACAAGACAAGGGACUACACUGCCCGUUGGAGAAGUGCUCCUUUGCUCAGCCUUUUGUAGAGUACCUGGGACACUACCUUUCCAAGAACGGUAUUGCUAAAGGUCCAAAAACAGAUGCCAUCAUGAAGAUGCCAGCACCUUCCAACGAGUCCAGCUUGAGAUCUUUCUUAGGCCAAUUCAAGCUCUGGCAGCAAAUCGACUGGCCAGAUGGGCUCUCACUCUGA
This is a messenger RNA of Aplysia californica (California sea hare), 1122 nucleotides long. RefSeq lists its product as uncharacterized. The record is from RefSeq and is a predicted model, not a curated record. The transcript has a single exon. Lineage: Eukaryota; Metazoa; Mollusca; Gastropoda; Aplysiida; Aplysiidae. The coding region runs from base 1 to 1122 and encodes 373 amino acids.